AUGUGCGGCAUCUUCUUCUCCCUGAGCGCGUCAGGUCCUGUCCUUCCGAACGAGGAGACUUGUGCCUUACUGAGGAGCCGCGGACCGGACAAUUACCGUGUUCAUAAUGUUGAACAAAAUGUGGCCACGACACAGUCGGGCAACGGGGAGCCCGUCACUGUGUAUCUCAGCUUCGUCUCCACCGUGCUCUCAAUGAGAGGAGACCAUAUUGUUCCCCAGCCGCUGGUGGACGAUAAAUCCCAGUCCGUGAUGUGCUUCAACGGGGAUGCCUGGAAGAUAGCUGGUGAACCGAUAAUGGGCAACGAUGCGGAACUGAUCUUCAAGCUGCUACUGCAGGCUGCCAGGGGAUCCUCGGGUACAGAUGUGUCGGAGGAUGUCCCUACGAAAUCCGUCCAGAAAAUCCUGAAUGUGAUCAGUAGCAUCUCUGGCCCCUUUGCCUUUGUGUUUUAUGAUGCGGUUAAUUCCAAGCUUUUCUUCACCCGCGAUUGCCUUGGGAGGCGCUCAUUACUUGAGGGUCUUAGUGAGGCCGGCGAUUUGAAGAUUUGCAGUCUCUGCGAUGGCACUUCUUCUACCCACUUCAGUGAGGUUGAGACAAACGGAGUACAUAUGAUUGACUUUAAACAUACUAUCUUCCAGGUUAAAUCAGACCCAAGCGCCAACCCCCGCACACUUUCCUUUGCGACAAAUAACAUACAAACACUCUUAUGGGACGAGGGGGAUUCAGCCACUCCGCAUGGCCUUAGGACUUCGAUCCCAUCAAUGAAUAGGACUACCCCAGAAGGAGUACCACCUGUACUUAACGUCGAGACACCCGCGGUUAAGGAGCUCGAGCAGAAGCUACGCCAAUCGGUUGCAUUGAGGAUCCAGAAUGUGCGAGAGCCCCCGGCUACUCCAUCCGGAAGCAGAGUGAAAAUUGCUGUACUAUUUUCAGGAGGCCUCGAUUGCACCGUGCUUGCUAGGCUAGCUCAUGAGAUCCUUCCGGAGGGCGAAACCAUCGAUCUACUCAACGUUGCAUUCGAGAACCCACGUGUUGCGGCCGCGGCAGCAGGCAAGGAAGGAGCAGCGGGCUCUGUGUACGAGAAUUGCCCGGACCGUGUCACGGGUCGAUCAGCAUUUGCAGAACUACAGGCAGUAUGUCCCGGUCGCAACUGGCGGUUCGUUGCAAUAGACAUUCCAUACGCGGAAACCGUUGCACAUCGCGAGACCGUGAAACGCCUAAUGAGGCCUCACAAUACAGAGAUGGAUCUCUCCAUCGCCUGUGCAUUAUAUUUUGCUUCCCGAGGGCAAGGACUGGCUUAUGAUAGUAUCCAGCCUGACGCCUCCCCCACCGAAUACACCACCUCCGCCCGAGUACUCUUGUCCGGCCUCGGAGCGGACGAGCUGUUCGCAGGUUACUCAAGGCACGGGGUGGCAUUCUCUCGGGAUGGCUUCAAAGGCCUCAUCGAUGAGAUCAAUCUGGACGUCAGCCGUCUCGGCAAGCGCAACCUCGGUCGUGAUAACCGAGUCAUAGCGAACUGGGGCCGCGAAGCGAGAUUCCCAUUUUUAGAUGAAGAGUUUGUGUCCUGGGUGGUGCAGCUUCCCGUGUGGGAGAAGUGUGGCUUCGGAACUUCCCCGCCAGAGAGCCAAUCACCGGAAUCAGGACUUGACUCGGAGAAGAAAGCUCUCCGUCUCGUUGCUUUGAGGCUCGGUAUGACAAACGUCGCCCGUGAAAAGAAACGUGCGAUCCAAUUUGGGUCUAGGACAGCCAAGAUGGAAAAAGGCAAGACAAAGGGAACCGACGCGCUAAGUUGA
Aspergillus heteromorphus CBS 117.55 is the source of this 1791-nucleotide messenger RNA. Its product is annotated as asparagine synthetase domain-containing protein. The transcript has 2 exons. Gene Ontology annotation, molecular function: asparagine synthase (glutamine-hydrolyzing) activity. The record is from RefSeq and is a predicted model, not a curated record. NCBI's taxonomy places the organism in Eukaryota, Fungi, Ascomycota, Eurotiomycetes, Eurotiales, Aspergillaceae. Bases 1 to 1791 code for a protein of 596 amino acids.